AUGGUUUGCAAAGAGCAAAAAGGAGAUGACAUGGUUUCUUUAGAAUCCACAAUCAAAAAUGUCUCCCCAACAAAAUCCCAUAUGCUUAUUACGGUAUUGGUUUCAAUGGCCAUCUUAUUAGGGUUUUUGUUUGGAAGCUUCAUCUACAUGUCUAGGAACUAUGGUCCAGAAUCAAAACCCUUUUUGCUGCGUUUGCAAUCCAUCGAUGCAUCAAAUUUCGACAUCUCGAGCUCUCCAUUGCUUGCGAAAUGGAACGUGGAGUUAGGGAUAGAGAAUCGAAAAGAAAAUCUCAAAAUCAAUGUAGACGAAGUUACAAGUUUGUUGUAUUAUAAAGAUCAUGAAAUCUCAUGUGCUUUGGUGAUGAUGCCCUUUAAAGUUUUGAGCCAAAAACAAAGAUCUAUUGAGCUUCAUUUUGACAGAAAAGCUUGUGGAGAAGAGCAACCCUUUUUAGAUGAUGGAGUGCUUAACGAGUUACUCGAGGAGAGAAGGAAAGGGAAGAUAAUGUUAACGUUGAAAAUGGAGAUGGAAGUAGCAUUUGAUAUGCUUAGAUCGUCAUGGUCAUGGCAGGGAAGGCUUAAACUUUAUUGUCCGCCUAUGGAGGUUGAGUUUGAGAUUGGGAAAGGGGAGGGGAAGCUGGCUAAUGAUACACAAAUUCCAAUUACUUGCACUGUGUUAUAA
Messenger RNA from Ziziphus jujuba (common jujube), 678 nucleotides. RefSeq lists its product as uncharacterized. NCBI's taxonomy places the organism in Eukaryota, Viridiplantae, Streptophyta, Magnoliopsida, Rosales, Rhamnaceae. The coding region runs from base 1 to 678 and encodes 225 amino acids. The transcript has a single exon. The record is from RefSeq and is a predicted model, not a curated record.